AUAUGUGUGCAAAGGGCGGAGCAGUGGCCAUAGUGGAAAACUGGGGUGGGGUGGUGACAAGGGCCAGAGGUUAACCCGACUUUGUACACAGGAAGUAGGGACCCUGUGAAGUGCAGCGAUGGGAUCAGGUUUCAGGACACCUGAACCCAUGAGGAUGCUGGCGCCCUGGCCCAGGUUGGUUUGGGGAGGAGAAAAGACUGACCUGGACUUUAUGACCCUGCUCCUGGGUGGCGCUGGACAGUGGACUUCUGACCCAGGGACUGGCUGCCCUGACCUCGGGCUCUUCCUGUCUCAGCGGCACUGUCACUGCCACCAUGCCACCCCCCAUGAUUGUACUCUUUAUUACUGUCCUCCUGACAGCUAACUCCCUGAGCCAGCGCUCUCGCAGACCCCAAGGGUCCCCCUCCCCCAUUGAGUCCAUCCGGCCCAAGGCCAACUUUGAUCUCCAGCAGUUUGCAGGGAAAUGGCUCCUGGUGGCCGUGGCCUCCUCCUGCCGCUUCCUGCAGGAGCAGGGACACAGGACUGAGGCCACCACACUGCAGGUGGCUCCCCAGGGCAAAGCCAUGGUGGUCAGCACCUUCCGCAAGCUGGAUGGCAUCUGCUGGGAGGUGAGGCAGCGACACGAAGGCACUGGGGCGCCAGGCCGCUUCUUGCUCCAAGCCCGAGGUGCCCUUGGGGUGGUGGACGUGGUGGUGGAAGACACAGACUACAGGAGCUUUGCCAUCCUGUACCUCCAGCGGGCGCGGCGACUGUCGGUGAAGUUGUAUGCCCGCUUGCUCCCUGUGGAUGACUCGGUCCUAGAUGCCUUUGAACAGCGUGUCCAGCGUGCCAACCUGACUCAGGACCAUAUCCUGUUCUUUCCCAAAUAUGGUUUCUGUGACACCACUGACCAGUUCCACAUCCUGGAUGAAACGAAGUAGUCGCUGAGUGACUUGCCUGCCUGCCACAAGAAGAAGACCAGAGGUGGGGUACCCGCUACCUCCUGGGAGCCCUGAGUGGCCAGCUCAUUCCACAGAGAAGCCUUGCCUCCAGCCCCAAUCUUGCUGCCUCACCCACCCUUGAGUGGAUCUCACCACCACCAAUUAAACAGUAAACACUG
Erinaceus europaeus (western European hedgehog) is the source of this 1099-nucleotide messenger RNA. It is a transcript of the gene C8G, whose product is annotated as complement C8 gamma chain. The coding region runs from base 315 to 920 and encodes 201 amino acids. The transcript is spliced from 7 exons. Gene Ontology annotation, biological process: complement activation. Gene Ontology annotation, cellular component: membrane attack complex. Lineage: Eukaryota; Metazoa; Chordata; Mammalia; Eulipotyphla; Erinaceidae. The record is from RefSeq and is a predicted model, not a curated record.